GGAUAGAAUUUGAAAAAUCAAACGACAAAUGGAAGGUAAUAAGAUACCCCACCAUAACGAGUCAUUUGUUUCUUGGUUAUGCGGUGCUCAGACCUCAGUAAAGCAAACUCAAAACAAAACAAAAAAGGAGGCAUGUUAACUGUAUGACAACCUCAUAUGGAAAUCUAUCAAACUAUAAAGCCAGUGUCUGAACAAGCACUCAGUGUAACAAAGCUAGAAAAAUGGCUUCUGUUUUCUCUUUACAACCUUUACCUUCUUCUUCUUUCAUUUGUCCACUCAAAACCACAAAGUUUCAAACUUUACAGAGUUUCCAAAAACCAUUCUUGAUAAGUUCAUUUCAGUCAACAGAACUUGACCCAAAAAUACCUCAACCAGUGCAAACAUUUUGGCAGUGGCUAUGUGAUGAAGGGGUUGUAACAGCAAAGACACCUGUAAAACCUGGAAUUGUACCUGAAGGUUUAGGAUUAGUUGCUAAGAGAGAUAUAUCUAAAGGGGAGACAGUUCUACAAGUACCUAGAAGGUUAUGGAUAAACACAGAUGUAGUUGAAUUAUCUGAACUUGGGAAUGUGUGUUCUGGAUUGGAACCUUGGAUUAGUCUUUCUCUUUUCUUGUUGAGGGAGAAAUGGAAAGAUGAUUCCAAGUGGAAAUAUUACAUAGGUGUUCUUCCAGAGUGUACUGAUUCCACUAUAUAUUGGUCUGAAGAGGAGCUCUCUGAGAUUCAAGUCCUAUCAUUUGCAGGGACUCAACUUUUAAGCGAAACAAUGAGUGUGAAAGAUUAUUGGCAAAAUGAAUUUAGAAAAGUGGAAGAAGAAGUCAUACUUCGUAACAAGCAGCUUUUCCCUUUUCCUAUAACCUUGGAUGAUUUCUUCUGGGCAUAUGGAAUACUCAAAUCAAGGGCCUUUUCCAGUAUUGGGAGUCAAAAUCUAAUGCUGGUCCCCCUUGCUGACCUGGUAAACCACAGUGCCAAAGUGGCCACAGAAGGUCAUGUCCAAGAAGUUGAGGGACCAGCAGGUCUGUUCUCAUGGGAUUUGUUAUUUUCUCUUCGAAGUCCAUUAGAACUGAAGGCUGGCGACCAGUUUCUAGUCCAAUAUGGCUUGAACAAAAGGAAUGCUGAUCUCGCUUUUGGCUAUGGCUUCAUCGAACCAAAUUCAGCUCGGGAUGCAUUUACAUUAACAUUGGAAAUAUCAGAGUCCGACGAUUUUUAUGAGGACAAGCUGGAUAUAGCAGAGUCAAAUGGCCUAGGAAAAACUGCUGAGUUUAAUGUAAAACUUGGACAAUCUCUCCCGCCUACUCUGAUUCCAUAUCUAAGGCUGGUUGCCCUUGGUGGAACUGAUGCUUUCCUACUGGAAUCGAUUUCCAGAAAUGAUGUUUGGGGUCAUCUCGAGUUGCCUGUCAGCAGAGCAAAUGAAGAGCUCAUAUGUAAAGUCGUACGAGGUACAUGCAAAUCUGCACUUUCUGGCUAUCACACCACAAUUGAAGAGGAUGAGAAACUGAUGGAGAAAGGGAACCUCAGUUCAAGGCUUCAGAUAGCUGUUGGCAUAAGAGCCGGAGAGAAGAAGGUUCUACAGCAAAUCGACGAUAUCUUUGGAGAAAGAGAACUAAAACUAGAUAAAUUAGAAUACUACCAAGAAAGGAGGCUUAAAGAUCAAGUAACUCUCUGCUGACCUUAUGAUCACUCUAGUUGAGUUAUACACCUUGGACUACAGACGCAAAGGCAUAUCCAGAAUUUAAAAUAUAUGGGUUUCUAUAAUAACCUCAAGUUAAAUAACUGGGUUCACAUUCAAAUACUUUUAAAUAUUUAGUAGGCGUUUGGCCAUGAAAACCAAAUAUUUUUCACUUUAUCUGAUAUUUUGGAAUUGGAGUUGAAGUUGAAGAUGGAGUUGUGUUUGGUUAUAGUUUUUGCACAAAAUAUUUAAUUGUUUGAAUGUAUUGAAAGUGAAAACAAGUUUUUUGGUGUUUUCCAAAUUCCAAAUACAACUUCAAGUUGUAUUUGGAAUUUUCAUGGCCAAAUGUUGAUUUCCAAAUAAAGUGAAAACGUUUUCCGGAAAAAAGUGAAAAAAUUCCAUGGCCAAACAGGUCCUUAAUGGAUAUUUUAAUACAUAAAAAGCCUUUGCACAAAAGCUAUUGAGUUCUCCUGAAUACUCAUAUACCACUCUAGAUCCACCACUGUUCAGAGGUUGCUUUUAUCUGAUGUAAAUAAUAUGAAAGACCAGUUUUUUAUUGUCUUCUUGUGAAAUCCUCAACAGAAGGAGAAAACUAGAAAAAACAAACUCAGAAUAUCUCAAGGAUGAGCAAAGCUGUUAUUUUUUGACAAAAAAUUCUGUCGCUUCAUUUC
Messenger RNA from Lycium barbarum (goji berry), 2335 nucleotides. RefSeq names its product ribulose-1,5 bisphosphate carboxylase/oxygenase large subunit N-methyltransferase, chloroplastic-like. The record is from RefSeq and is a predicted model, not a curated record. Gene Ontology annotation, cellular component: chloroplast. The coding region runs from base 222 to 1664 and encodes 480 amino acids. Gene Ontology annotation, molecular function: protein binding; [ribulose-bisphosphate carboxylase]-lysine N-methyltransferase activity; protein-lysine N-methyltransferase activity. Gene Ontology annotation, biological process: peptidyl-lysine monomethylation. Lineage: Eukaryota; Viridiplantae; Streptophyta; Magnoliopsida; Solanales; Solanaceae. The transcript has 6 exons.